GGCAGGGACAGGCUCUGCCCUGGGCACCAGCCCCAUAUGUGAUGGGGCCUGCAGCAGCUCUGCAGGUCCAAAGGGCAGAUGUUUCCCCUAUUGAUCAGGCUGGGAUUUGGGCUGGGAGUGGUGGAGGGUGCUGAGUGUGGCUGUACAGAGCCUGCUUCUCCUCCUCAAACCCACAAACUUUUUAGAGCAAAUCUUUUCUGACUGCACCCUCCAUGGGCAUCUUCACAAGAAAUCCAUCCUCUUGUGGUGGGCUCUUCCCUCUCCCAGGCUGAACAGUUCACUUCAGAAUGUAAAUGCUGUGGAUUCCCAAAGUGGCUCCAGGUGCCACAGAGAUCACUUAUUCCCUUUUGUUUAAAGCCAGCAGGGAGGGUGGCUCUGGAGAUCAGAUAAAUCAAUGGCACCAUUUGGGAAGCCACUGCUGUGAAGUGAACUCCAGGUUAUUCUCUGCUGUAGGAUGGAGGGUGGUGGGAGAGCCCACAGUGCCAUUGUUGGCUGGGCCUGCACGAGCCUGUGCUUGGUGUCCUGCGCGGCCGCCUUCUCGCAGGGCGCCAGCCGCUCCGCCUGCAGCAACAUGAUGCCCAGGCACCUGAGGGUGCAGCUGCACAGCUCCAACAGCAACUACGUCACCGUCCACACCAACAUGUCCUUCUUCUUCCCGGGAGACAAGGUGCCAGUGACAGUAAGAAGCACCCGGGAUUACAUGGGCUUUAUGCUGCAAGCACGCAAAGUGUCCAACAACGAAAUCGCUGGCACGUUCAUCUUCCUGCCUCCUGGUUCCAAGCUGCUGAAUUGUUUUGAAGAUGGUGACACUGUCACACACUCGGACAAGUCACUGAAGAGAAACCUGUCCUUCGUAUGGAAAGCACCAGACCAACCCAUUGGAGACAUCAAGUUUUUCAUCUCCAUAGUCCAGUCAUACUUUGUUUACUGGGCAAAGAUUGAAUCUGCUGUUGUGGCUCAGGGAGGGCAAAACAAGACUCUUGCUGACAAGAAGCCUGAGGCUGUAGCCCCCACGGCCCUGCAGGGACCAGCUGACCCUCACCCCACAGGUAUGGCGAGCAAACUUUGUUCUUUCUUACCAACACCCCCUGCAGAGUAUAUAUUUGGUUGUAUUUAUGCAGCCUCUGGUCCCAUCUCUCCUGCAGCUGCCACUGGCUCCCUGCUGCCUGCCAGCCCCACUGCCAUAGUGGUAACCCCAGCACCAGAGCCGGGUUUUGGUGUGGGGUUGGAGACUGAGCCAAAGCAGCCGGGCCGGACUUUGUGGGCUGUGCCCGGCAGGAGUAUCCGGUCCAGAGGCCGGGGGCUGGAGCUGUCCCUUCCCACCCAAGAUGUUGGAAUGGUGGAUGCCUUGCAAGGUUCCCUCUCCCAGGACAAUGCCUCCAGCUACAGCACCUCCAAUGGAAGCAUUGCCAGUGCUGCUACCCUACACUUGUGUUUGAUGUGUACAGGCAACAGGAAGGGCAGCACUGAGAGUGGGACCAUCUUGAAAGCCUCCCUUCGUGUGACAGUGUCUCCCUCUGCCCCGCACGUACGCACGCACCUGGGCACCAUUGCUGCAACCACAGCCCGGCCUGGUGAUGCCAGCACUGCUGGCAAUUUGUCCUUGGCCUCAAGGCAAAUGGCAGGAAGAGAGUUGGCACCGCAGCCAGAGGGGGCAGGCACCAGGGCCGAGGAGGACAAGGAUGAGCAGGAAGCAGCUGGGAAUACCCUGCCAUGGGUGACCAGGCCUGCUCCCGAAUCUGCUGUUCCUGGAAUAGGGGAAGGCCCUGGCAGAGGAAGCCGACUCCUUGCAGCCCAGCUUGGCCUCCUCCUGCUCUGCACGGCCGCGCUGGGGCUGGCGCUGGCAGCUGCCGUGCGGUGUGCGUGUGCCCAGCAGUGCCACAAGCGCGCCGAGGUGACCUUCAGCGAGCCCGAGCCCGACGUCAUCACCAUCACGGAGCACGGGGCGGUGAUGCGCUUCCGAAGGACGCGGGACAACGGCCUCGUGCUGCUGCCAGCCCAGUGCAACUGGGUCAGCCCCUCGAGCAGCACGAGCAGGACCGUGCUGCUUUAGUCCCUCUUUGUGCUGCCAUGCAGGCAAACAAACCCCAAGCAGCCAGGUCAGACAGAGGUGUUAGGCAAAAGUACCUAAACUACAGCUGCUGGGGAAAUUGAAGCUGAUAGAUUGCUCAGUGUGUUACACUUACUGCAAUUAAUAUUGUAUAUCUGCUCAUUAGCUGUCACUGUGGCAGUGACAUACACUUCUACUGUUGCCUUAAGGGUGUAGCCAAAAAUAGAAAUUCUUUCUCUGCACUGUGGUAUUGACUCCUGUUUAAUCUCAGAAAAAAAGUUUCUAGUGUUGUAUUUCUUCCUAGGAACUACAAACCCAACCAUUCUCAUUUAAGAGCUUACAGGUAUGACUCUGUGCACUUGGUAUCCCUCAGAUGACAAAUAUUUGCCACAAGAUUUCAAGUUGCAAUUUGAAAAUAAAAAGCAAUAACUCAUUAGUGGAGAACAUUGAUCCCAAGAAUGCUGAAUUGAUCCAUGGAGUGAAACACAGGAUGGCAGACACCAGCUUUUGGGGGUGAAACAUGCCUCCUCAUCAGGUGCAAAUGGAAGAAAAUCUUUCCUGUCCAUUUGCACCUGAUGAAGAAGCUUGUUGAAGCCUGACCGCCAACAUUUAUUUAGUCUUUUACUUUGCGUCAGCUCAGUGACACUGUGCAGAAACACAGACUGAGAAUACCCUUCCCAGGUCAUUUUGGAGAUGCCUUGCAAAGGAUGCAUGGAAAGUUAACAACAUCCUUGUGUUCUCAGUUUGUGCAAACUUCUCUCUGACCCUGUGGUUUUCUGCAGGAGACCCCUAAAGCAACUCUUGGAAAACAGCAUGAUUCUGGACACCUCCUAAGAAGGAGAGGUGACAACAGCAAGGGUAAAGUUUUAUUUUACUGCAGCUUUAAAAGAGCCAGAAACAGAUCUGAUAAUGAUACUCUUGAGAUGUACAUUUUAGAGCCUUUCAGAGAGCAGGAACUGACUCCUCUGGUGUCCUUUUCUAGAGUGGAUCAGCUCAGAGCUGAUCAUUCCCAAGCCAUGUAGUGGGGAACAAACUUACAUUUUGGUGCUGCAGCCUAACUCUCAGCCCACAGCAAUCCCCCUGAACCAAGCAGAUACUGCCAGGACUCUGAUGGUUCACCCAGCCUUGCUGGUGACAACUUCCCCUCUGUCAGGAGGGCCCUGUGGCCGUCUCCAACUGCUGCCCAUCUCCAUGCUGGAUAGUCAGUCAAAGCCCUGCUCCCACAUCCUCCCUUGCCUCACCACUGACUGCAGAGGAGACAGGUGGGACAUGAGUUCUGCUCCAGCUCCAGCGUGAUGCACAGAGUGCAGCUUUUGCUAACAGUGCUUCUAUCAGCAUUCAGAAGGAGCUGGUUUCUGACCAUACUGCUGCACUAUGAUUUGUGCUGCACACAUGGACAAGGCUUUUUCAACUCCACUUCUAGGCCUGGGCAAAAGAAAUGAGUAAGAAAAGAAGUGUACUCACAAAUGCAGCUUGCAGAGAUGAGCUUGAUGCUCUUAACCAGGGCACUUUGAAGAGAAGGGCAACUACACCAUAGCCCUUUGCUGCAAAGAAAACAGGGGUAGGGCUGUUAUUGAAAAGACAAAUUUUGAUUUAGGACUCAGAAGGAUGCCAGGUAAAUGGUUUUAUAUUCACUAAUUGAGUUUAUGCCCUACCUCCUAGUAAGUCUCCUGGUUUUUAAGCACACAUGUAGACACUUACAAUGGCAUUCCUCUCCUGUGUCAUGUGCCUUAGAAAGAAAUCAUGUUUCUGUAACCCAGUGCAGCUGAACUGUGUAGUGACUAAACCAGACUGCAUUCAAGUCAUUGUUAAUGCAGCCAAAAAAAAUCCUAAUUAAAUGAGAAAAUAGGUCAACAAAUUCUUAAAUAUUUAAAGAACUAUCACAUAUUAUUUAAAAAAGUUUCUUGUGAUGGCAUAGCUGUUUAUGAAUAAAUUACAAAUACCUGUGGCCUCUUUCACUGUUUCUCUAGGAUUAAUGUUACCAGACUGCUCUGGCUACAAAACCAGAACCUUCCUCUCCUCAGCUCUUUCCCCACAGCCCAGCUCUGCUUCUUUCUAGGCUGACUAGAGCAAGAGAAGGCCUCAUGGAGGUGUUUGAUUGGGAGAGUGGCACUUCAACACCAUUCUGCCUUCUGCCAAACUCUGCUUUCUGCUAAAUUGAUGUGUUCCAGUAUUAUUAGUAGUAAGACCAGUAAUGGUGAGCUCUGAGGGACACAGCUCCUCUGAAUUAGUAAUGAGUUUUGCUACUUUGCAGCUCUCUUGGCUGAGCCUAAAGUGCCUGUGUCUUUUUCUUGACUUCUGAAUGAUGUUCUG
Zonotrichia albicollis (white-throated sparrow) is the source of this 4363-nucleotide messenger RNA. The record is from RefSeq and is a predicted model, not a curated record. Lineage: Eukaryota; Metazoa; Chordata; Aves; Passeriformes; Passerellidae.